Molecule: messenger RNA, 1007 nt
Organism: Bombus pyrosoma
Lineage: Eukaryota; Metazoa; Arthropoda; Insecta; Hymenoptera; Apidae
Gene: P32
Product: complement component 1 Q subcomponent-binding protein, mitochondrial
Exons: 5
Coding region: 11-919 (302 amino acids)
Biological process (GO): cytosolic ribosome assembly
Cellular component (GO): mitochondrial matrix
Source: RefSeq, a predicted model, not a curated record
UUAUUAAUUCAUGACGGUACUAUUCAUCCUACCUCGUGUUCGGUUUAUCGGAAAACCAUUUUGUGCGUAUACCUAUACGAUUCGAACAAAGCCAACGUUAGUUGUGAACAUUAAAAUGAACGGAAUAAUAAGGAAGACAUUACGUUCGCCGGUAAUUAAAAAUUUGUUUUCGCCAACUUCGACUACAGGAAUCGCAAGUAAUCAAUUAAGAACACUGUGGAACGAUUCUCGACGAAUCCAAAUCACACCUAUCGCUUCGACAAAACUAUUUAAGCAUCCAAGUGUUUCUUGUAAUUUCGGUUAUUGUAGGCAUUCUCAUACGAAAGCUGAGAAGGAGCUUGUAGAAUUUUUAGCUGAAGAAAUCAUAGCAGAAAAGAAUGCACAAAAAUUAAAAACUAUUCCUACUGAAUUAGAUGGAUUUAAAGUCUCACUUGAUGGGGCAGAUGUUAAUUUGGAAAAGAAGCAAGAUAAUGAAAUAAUUAGAAUCUCAUUUAACAUAAAUCAUACUGUUGAUUCUGAUUCUGAACCUAAUAUCGAAAUGACUAGUGAUAAUCCAGACAUUGGUGAUAUGAAAAGUAAACCAUCCUUCACAGUUGAUAUAGUUAGAGAAAAUCAAACUCUUGGAUUUACUUGUUCCUUUAACAAUGAACCUGGUGCAUCAGGUGCCAAUGAAAGUUAUAAUGACAUCUUUGGCAUAGAUGAAAUUACUUUAUAUACAGGAGAACAUUCUGACAAAGUGUAUGCCGUUGCUGGUGAAAUUAUUGAUGGGUAUCUAUAUGACUUACUGAUGAAUUAUCUCGAAGAGAAAGGCAUUUCAAACGAGUUUGCGGAGAAAUUGGUUGAGCUCAGUACAAGUUACGAACAUACCGCGUAUGUUAGUUUAUUAGAAGGUCUUUCAAAAUUCACAUCAGGAAAAUAAUUGUUAUUUUAAUUUCUACUAUAUAAUUAAUUAGAUAUAGAGUAUGUUUAUGUGAAAAUACGUUUAUAAUAAAUACAUAUAAUACCUA